GAAGAAAAACUCCCAUCCAAUGGAGUGGGGUAUGCGGCCCAUCAGGUCGACGGACAAAUGUCGACAUCGAAACGCAAGUCAUCGGGUGACGGGACGGUGGCCUGUAACAAGGCCCAGUCUACAGUAGACGAGACGUUUGCGCACAAGAAAAGGAGACGGGCACUGAAACAGAUGCAAGAGGUGGCCGCAGACAAGGACAACAAUAAAGGCACGUCCGAACAACAGCAACAACAGCAAGACAACAACAACGGAGGAAGCGGCGGGGCGGCCGCGCAAAAGACAAUGGUGCUACCGAAGAAACGGCCGUUGGCCGGUCAGCCGACAACCGGGGCGGCCACAGCAGCUGGACAACAGACAGCUGCGGCCACGCCGAAAAAACAGGCAAAGGCCAGUGGCGACGAGGCGGUGGACGACGAGACGCUGAUACGCGAGACGGAAGCAGCUCUGAAGAGCCUGUCCGGCGGGUGGCCGGGCGCACGCCACUCGUUCUACCGGACAGGACACGACGAUGACCGGUACGAGUCGCCGGCGUUCGUCAACCUGUUCGACGAGAAGAAGAUUGGAAGCGCCAGCGGCGCACACCCACCGCCACCACCGCCACCGAUGGCUAUCAGAGUGGACGAGAACAAAAACAACACGGGUGACGCGAAAAUGGCACAGCAGCAACAACAACCGCCGCAACAACAACGCCGCGACCUCGACCAUAUUAUGCUCAACAAAAUUGACCAGAACAACAAAGAGUGCGAACACAACAAGAAACCAGACAAAUACGCGCCGUCCAAGUACGAGCCGGACUUUAACGAGCUGGUUGACGACUCGUCGGAUGAGCUUGAGAUUGACAUGUCGGCUGACGGCGGUGGCGGCGGAAGCGGCUGCAGUGGCGGCGAUGACAAGGGAGACGGCGACGGCGGUGGCGACGACGAAGACGACAACGACGAUGACGAUGAUGAUGAGAGCGGUGGCUGCGGCCGUGGCCGUAGCAGAAGUCACAACGGCGGCGGCGACCGGCUUCGGCGCAAAAUGGACGUGGACCGCCGGAACAACAACAGCCACGUGCGGCCCGACGAGAUGAUGACUUCCAUGAAGUCCGAGUCCGAGUCGUCGUCGUACGACGCUUACCUGAUGGACAAGACAGCGUUCUCGGCGUUCCGGCCCGUGGCAAGCGGUGGCGUCGGCGAGCCCAAAGACCCAACCCGCCUGGACCUGCCCACAGCGGUCGGCGCGGCCAUGUCUCCUCUGGGACCGUACCCGCCAGCCGGUGCCACUUUCGUGGUCGGUUAUACCGGACCAGGCGGUGGACUCGUCUCGAACGGCGUCGGCGUUUCCGUGGUUGGCGGGGGUGGUCACGGUUCGACGGUCAAACACCUGUUGGCCGGCGGAAACGCAGUGGUUGGCGGGGGCGUCGGCCCGGUGACACCGGUCAAGCCGGUUUGCGUGAAACUGGAGGAUGACGGAUGCAGUGGUGGCUCGGGCGACUGCAAGGCGGACGGGGCCGUAAUCAAGAUGGACUCGCCCAGCCCACUGUCCAAGCAGUACACCAUACUGCAGCCAGCCGGCGCCGAUUCCAGAGCGGCCACGGCACUCCAGGACGUGGCCAGGGAAGGCGUGCUAGGUGCUUCCGUGGUGAGCGCGGCCGGAGGUGGUGGUCUGUCACCGAGGAUGACGUCUGUCGGCGGCGGCACUGCCAAACUCCUCCUGGAUCCCGUAGACGGUGGACUGAUGCUACCUGGAUGCAUGAACAACAAAGACGGGAACAAAUGUCCAACGCCGGGAUGCACCGGUCAAGGGCACAUCACUGGACUGUACUCGCACCACAGAAGCAUGUCCGGAUGUCCCCGCAAGGACAAAGUGACGCCAGAAAUGUGCAACAACGGAGGACUCGAUCAACAGCAGUACAAGCACAUGGGCAACAUCAAUAAGGACGCGUACCAGCAGAUGGGUGGUCACUACGGCGACCACUGCGGCGGUGGUCCGACUGGCCGGUCACCGGAAUAUAUGACGGCGGCAGCGGCGUACUACGGCCCAUCGGCGGUGGGCGCCAAGCUGACGGUUAAACCAUCCAAGAUGUUGCAACACAAGGACAUGGACAUGGACACCGGCGGGCCGGAAAUGGACGACGAAAAGCCGGACGCAAAACAGCUACGCCUCAAGUCCGAAAUGGGAUGCUGCGGUGAUGGGACCGCGCCGGGAACGCAAGACGAUGCCAUGACCAUCAAGUCGGAAAUGCACUCGGCUGGUUCAUGUCGCUCAGUGACACCCCCGUGCAGCAGACGCACCCCGAUGACCAUGUCGUCGUACGACCAUUGUCACGAUUCCAACUCAUCGUCCAUGUCUGGUAGCAUGGACGCCAUGAACCACCAUCAACAGCAACAACAACAACAACAACAGCAACAGCAGCAGCAGCAACAGCAACAACAACAACAACAGCAGCAGCAGCAACAACAGCAGCAGCAACAACAACAGCAACAGCAACAGCAGCAACAACAGCAGCAACAACAACAACAACAAAUCCAACAACACGGCAACGGUGGCAUGUCGGGUCAACAACAACAACAACAACACGGUUCGUCCGGAUCGUACAUGAUGAUGGACAACAACACCAGACUACAGCAUAGACCGUACGAACCACAACAGAUAAACGGCGGCAGUGGCGGCCAACAGCAAGACAUGUACAACAGGUCGGUGGCCGCGGCCGCCGACCGCAACUACGCGCUAACCAACAUCAACAGGCCGUCGCCGUCGUAUUCCACCGAAGUCCCGGCCCGGUCGUCGUACGACCACGUACGGCCACCGUCGUAUCCGAAUCCGCUGAACGCGGCUGUGGCCGCAGCCGCUGCAGCGUACGCCGACCGCUACGAAUCCGAUCAGUCGUGCCAACGAUACCCGUCCGAGUACGGGGACUCCGCCGCCGCCGCCAUGUACCAACCACACCAGAUGAUCAUGAAACCUGAACAGCCCGUGCAGAUGGACGACACCAUCGAACCGCCACUCUAUCCAAGGCCACUAUACCAGUACGAAGGAGCUAAUCCACCUACGUCCACCGGCGGCGGCCCGGUCAUCCAAUCGGGUUUUCCCACAGCAGCAGCGAUCAAUCUGUCGGUGAAGUGCAUCGCUGCUGCGAGUACCGGGAUGAAGCCACUUCCGCUACCGUUGCCCUUACCGCUAACCCGGUCACCAGGCACAGUGUCGGUCAUGGACCUGUCCACGUCCAGCGUGACUUCAACCAGUCCACAGACUGUCACGUAUUCAAACAGCCUAAGUCCACACCAUUACGCGGGAACCACCGGACACCGUACCAGCCCGAACACGUCGACGUCCAGUCCGCAGGUCAACCAGGCCCCAAGCCCACAAGGUCAAACUUUGGACCUCAGUGUCAACAGGGCACCUGGCAGACUUGUGUUUCCUGGCGGAGCGCCUAACGGAUACAGCAGGGAGUCGACACCUGAGAGCGGAGGUUCCCAUUACAUGGACCACUAUAGGGACGUCAACGGUUACACCUCGUUGAGCCCACAUCCCGGGUAUCCGAUGCCAGAGUACGCAAACGGGUACUCGACGCCGUACAGCACGUCGGCAUACUCGUGCGGCUACUCGGCGAGCGCCUACCAGCAAGGCGCGCCGCCCAACGGGUUCUCGCAGAAUCCGUGUUACAGUAUGCCACCGCCGCAACAAGACAAACUCUCUGUCUCGUCCAAAGACGACAGUAUUUCUGUUUGCGCAAGAAGUGAUCGUUCUUCAUCGCAACCUGGAAUCUCUUCAACACAUUCACAAGAACUAAAAUGUCCAACACCGGGCUGCGAUGGGUCUGGUCAUGUAACAGGAAAUUAUUCUUCUCAUAGAUCCUUAUCUGGAUGUCCUCGAGCCAAUAAGCCGAAGAGUAAACCUCGAGACGGUCAAGAUUCUGAGCCACUAAGGUGCCCUAUACCUGGAUGUGAUGGAUCUGGACAUGCUACUGGCAAAUUUUUAUCACACAGAAGUGCAUCCGGUUGUCCAAUUGCCAAUCGUAAUAAAAUGCGUGUACUCGAAAGUGGGGGAACUGUUGAACAGCAUAAAGCCAAUAUUGCAAAACUGCAACAACAACAACACCAUCACCAGCAAUCCGACCAAACUGGCUGUGAACCGUCUCAUUUAAACCCAAGUCCAUUCCUUCACCGUGGUGCACCAACUCUCAGCGUUUGCCAUCCAUCUGCACCAAAUUUAGCAUCUGGAAAGAAACCAAUCCCGACAAAUGCUGCUGAUUCGUUGUAUCAUCACAUGUACGGCUCGAAACAACUUCAUAAUGAUUGUAAUAUGGGGAACGGUGGUGAAGAUCUAUUUACUUUGGAUGCUGAAAUAACGGAAUUGCAGCGAGAAAACGCACGCGUCGAAUCCCAAAUGUUGAGAUUGAAGACAGACAUCAAUGCUAUGGAGGCUCAUCUUCGACACGGGGAUAAGGAAACACAAAUCUUAUCUCAACGACAAAAUUCCCAUUUGAAUGGGUACUAUGAAAACCUAAGGAACAAUAUGAUGUCAUUUUUGGAACAAGUGAGAUGUCCUGAAGGUCAAUCUGGUUCCGAAAAGACCCAAGAACACUUUGACAGUUACCUGACCAAGUUACAGACAUUGUGCAAUAACCCACAUUCCGAAUACGUAGCCUAUAACAAUUUGACCUCGUCCACUGCAGACGACAACCGUCCUGUCUAUGAAACAGUUAAAUCAUCCAUACAUGACUACAAUGUGUUGCCGCCAACAGUCAUAUAG
This is a messenger RNA of Macrosiphum euphorbiae (potato aphid), 4737 nucleotides long. The record is from the annotation of a GenBank genome assembly. NCBI's taxonomy places the organism in Eukaryota, Metazoa, Arthropoda, Insecta, Hemiptera, Aphididae.